AUGCAGUCUCAUGCCACUUGGCCGAAACACCUCCUAUGUGAUGGCUUCAGGCGACGCGCUCAAAAUGUUGCCAAUACGAAUGGUCAGGACAAUGCCGGGUCCGUUCCGGGGCUUGCUUCUGUUCACCCGAAUUACCAUGUUCAGGCCCUUAAGGAUACUCCGUGGCCGCAGACCCUCAUGCUCCUUGGCAAAUCGGGCGAGCAGAUCAUGAUCGACCUCCUCAUUGACACGGCCAUAUUUCUUCCUGUGAAGGCCGGCGUCGGCAAUUUGUAUCAACUGAGUGGUAUCCCCAUGUCGGAGACUGGGGUGUCUGUAGCUGUGGACCAAGACAAGACGAAUCGUUCAAAAGGGGAUUCCAAGCCAAUAGAUGCGGUUGACGAACGACUUCCUUCCGAAAUCACGUUCGUGAGGAAUCGCAUGUUCUACGCCAGAGCAGCGCUUACUGCCAAGGGAACUGUCCACUACGGCCUCAGACAUAUACAUGCGGCGUCGGAGGAAGAAAAAUUGGCAGUUGCCCAAGCCAAUGAGCGUAACACGAAGAAGACCCUCAUGUAUAUUUUCCCUCGACAGUUUGGUCUACACAAUGCGUUUACCUCGAAGAUCGAUCACUCCAAGACGUCUCAGAAGUUUGCAGACUACACCCUCCGUGAGGAGGAAAUCUCGACACUAUCUGAGAAGCAGAGGAUGCGACUUCCCAAGAGACUUCGAGGAAAUGCCAAGCGGCUUGUCGAGCGGUUGCAACUCCUCCAUGGCCGCUGCGCCUAUGCCGAGCUACUGCGGCAUUACUGUCCAUCUGCCUUCGAUAUCAAAUCUGGCACCUCUGCGUCGGAGAAGACACUCAAACGGUCCCAGAGAUUUCCGACUUCGCAGGCACCGGAAAGCAAGACUCAACUGACGGUGUCUUCUGACCUUCUUAGUAUUACAAAACAGAGCCGUCAAAAGCCGCGGCAACCAGCACCGUCCUUGUCGGUGAUCAAGUUCGAUGCAGUGACUGAACUAGCGACUCCAACAGCCCAUGUGUCCGCGUUUUGCCAGGCUGUGCUGGCCAAGGUUAUUCCCGAUGAGUUUUGGGGGCUUGGCAACGACCAGAUACACAACAAAAAUACCAUACUGAAGAAGGUCGACCAUUUUAUCAGAAUGCGGAGGUUCGAGAGCAUGUCCCUCUACGAACUUGCAGACGGGAUCAAGGUGACAAGCAUGGAAUGGCUGGCGCCACCUGCUCUAAAGGGUCAGAGGACCAGCCAAACAGACAUGAAGAAACGACUCGAGAUUCUCAACGAAUUUUUGUACUAUGUUUUUGAUUCUCUCUUGAUACCCUUGUUACGCAGCAAUUUCUACAUCACCGAGUCAAGCUCUCACCGUUACCGUCUGUUUUUUUUUCGACAUGACGUCUGGCGAUACGUGGCGGAGCCAGCGAUGACCACCCUCCGGACAAGCAUGUUUGAGGAGGUGAAGUUGGAUCAGGCGACAAAAAUCCUCGAUUCCAGGCGCUUAGGCUUCAGUCGUAUCAGGCUCUUGCCCAAGGGGAAGACCAUGCGACCGAUUAUGAACCUCCGGAGGAGGACCGCGGUCAAGGGCAACCGCGCCAUCCUUGGACCGAGCAUCAAUUCCAUUCUCGGCCCUGAACGCAAUCCAUGCAAGCUUGGCUCUUCCAUGUUCUCCGUGGGUGAUAUUUACCCACGCCUGAAUGCUUUCAGUGCCGGCUUCAAAGAUCAACAUCCCAAGUUCUACCUCGCCAAAGUGGAUGUGCAAUCUGCAUUUGACACAAUACCACAGGCGGCCGUUAUCCGGUUGAUGGGGGACAUCCCCAGUGAGAAACAGUACGUUAUCAAGAAACACGUCGAAGUCAAAGCCGGGCUGGUAGACAGCCGGCCCCAAAAGCAUACAGUCACGAAACUGACGCGACGGUGGCACUCCAUCGCUGUGACGCGCAAUGACACGGCCGACUUUUCAAAGCUGGUUGAGAGCCGUCUUGGGAAGAACCGGAAAAACACGGUAUUCGUGGGCAACACGAUGAGGAGGGAAGUCGACAUCGGAGAGUUGAUGGAUCUGAUGGCGUCGCACAUCAAGCAAAACUUGAUCAAGGUCGGCAAAAAGUUCUACAGGCAGAAGAAGGGCAUCCCGCAGGGUUCCGUGCUCUCCUCCGCCCUCUGCAACUACUUCUACGCCGAUCUGGAAGCGCAGCACCUCGCGUUCCUCGCGGCGGAGGAUUGCCUUCUCUUGAGGCUGAUAGAUGACUUUCUUCUCAUCACGACGGACCAGUCAAAGGCGCGCAAGUUUGUCGAUAUCAUGCACGGCGGACUUCCCGAGUACGGCGUCACCGUCAACCCCAACAAGACGCUGAUCAAUUUCGACAUGGAAGUCAGCGGCGUAAGGGUAGCUAGGCUGCCAAAGGGAUCUCAUUUCCCCUACUGCGGCUUGGGCAUUGACUGCAACACGCUCGACAUCGUCAAGGACCGAGAUCAUGUCAAGGACACCGGUAAGCCCCAUGCCUCUGCUCAGGAGAUGCAUAGUUUUGUCAAGCUGACCAACUCAUUAGUGGUCUCCAACGCUCUGACCGUCGAUUACGGCAACAAGCCUGGUCAGAACUUCCAGAGAAGAGUCCUGAACGCAUUCAAAAUCCAAUCCCACCUCAUGUUCUACGACACCAAACACAACGCCCUCGAGACCGUCAUGUCGAACCUUCACCGGGCCUUUGCGGAGACGGCCGAGAAGAUGUGGGCUUACUGGCGGUGCCUGCCCGCAUGGAAACGGCCUGGUGACGGAUUGAUCAUGCAAACCAUGGUCAAGGUCAUUGACGUCGCCGUCGUCCUCCUUACUAGCAAGGCUAGGCGGGAGAAAUAUCCCGGCUACGCCUGCGCCGUCGAGAAGACGCACGUUACAUGGCUAGCUCUCGACGCAACCAGGGAGGUCCUCUCAAGAAAGCAAGCAAACUUUGCGGGUGUCCUCUCGUGGAUCAGCACCGAGCUCGGGAGACUUGAUUCCAAGAAGACAGCACGUGCGAAAAGGGGCAUUCGGUGA
Molecule: messenger RNA, 3021 nt
Organism: Colletotrichum spaethianum
Lineage: Eukaryota; Fungi; Ascomycota; Sordariomycetes; Glomerellales; Glomerellaceae
Product: telomerase-binding protein EST1A
Exons: 7
Coding region: 1-3021 (1006 amino acids)
Biological process (GO): telomere maintenance via telomerase
Cellular component (GO): telomerase catalytic core complex
Molecular function (GO): telomeric repeat DNA binding; telomerase RNA binding
Source: RefSeq, a predicted model, not a curated record